AUGAUUGAAACGUAUAUUUACUGGAAUUUUCGUGGGAGCAGGGGUAAUGGGAACAUCCUAAGGAUAUCGCUUCCAUGUAGUUAUAACACGAUAAAAAAGAAAAUAAUGGAGUUGACAAAUAUACACAUAGAAAAUAAUUUGGAUAUCUUAUUAUAUCACAAUAAUAAGAUUUUAAGCGAAUAUGAAAGUAUACAUCAUGAGAUGUUAAUAGAAAUUCAAAGAAGUAGUAUUGAUGUGGUGAGGGAUAUGCUACAAAAGAGUAAUGAUUUAUUUUUAGAAAAGAAUAAAAGUAAGACAGAGGUAAAUAAGAAUAAUGCUAUAACACAAAGAACAACUCAAAAUCAACAAAAAAAUAAUAAUCGUAUGAUAAAUGAUUAUAAUAAUAAAAUAUCUAAAUUUAAUAAUAAUAAUAAUAAGACAGUGGGUUAUUUUCAGAAUAAUAACAGACCCUGGAAUAUAUAUAAUAGAAAUAAUAUUAUAAAAGAUGAAGACAAAAAUAUUCAUGGAGAAAAUAAUCUAAUAAUAAAUCAACAAGUAGAAGAAGCAGAAGAAUUAGAUGAAGAUGAAGAAAUGAAAAUUCAUUUAGCCAUGGAAAAAAAUAAUGUAUAUAAAUCAAAUUAUAAUAAUAAUAAAAUAAGAUUAAAUUAUUAUAAAAGAGAUAGAAAUAAUCCAACUCAUUUUAUGCAAAAUAAAUUAAAAAACAUAUCUCCUCAUAAUAUAAUAAAAAAUAAUAAAAAUGGAAUACCUAAUAAUAAUAUUACUACCUCGAAUAGUAAGGUAGAUGGGGAAUAUUCAACAACAUAUCAUCAAAAAAAUAAUUAUUUACCAAAUAUAUAUACACACAGUACAUAUAAUAAAUUUAAAAAUCAUAUAAACAAUAAUCAUAAUAAUAUUCAUGGAAAUAAUGUUGAUGAAGAAACUAUAAAUAAAAAGGUUUCUCCGGAUUAUAUAUGUCAUAUGUGUGGAAAGAAAGGCCAUAGUAUAAAAAAUUGUACAAUGAGUGCAUUUAAUAAUAAUAAAAAAAUAAAAGUGCCUACAGGAAUUCCAACCAACUUUUUAACAAAAAUAAAAACGGAAGAUAUAUAUAAAUAUGAUCAAAUAUAUAUUUUAAAAGAUGGUAGUUAUGGUGUAUUAAAAGAUGUAGAAGAUGUUAGUGGAAGUGCUUAUUUGUAUAGAAGUGUCGAGGAUAAAAUAAAUAUAUAUUUGGGUGUAAAUAAUAACAACAACAAUAAUAAUAAUAAUAAUAUAAAUAAUAAUAAUAAUAAUAAAAAUAAUAGUAGUAGUAGUAGUAAUUAUAAUUAUUAUAAUAAUAGUGAUAUCCCUAACGAACUUCAAAAUAAUGAUAAAAUUUCAAAUAUAUAUAAAUGCUUGUUAUGUAGAAAAUUAUAUACCGAACCUGUAACUUUACAUUGUUGUGCUGAAACGUAUUGUAAAGCAUGUUUAUAUAAAUAUAAUAAAAAAAAAAUGAAAGACACUUCAAACAUAUCUUCAUCUUAUCAUAAUAACAAUAAUAAUUAUACAAAUCAAGAAUCUAAUAAGGUAAUAGGAGCAGGAUCGGGAGGACAACUUAUGAAAUGUCCUAGUUGUUCAAAGUACAUUAACUCAGACGAAUUAAUUAUUAAUACAAAUAUUAAGAAUGUGAUAGAUACAAUUGUUAAAAAUCAAAAAACUAAUCAAGUGAAUGAUGAAAUGGGAAAUAAAGCAUCUGGCAAUACAUUUGUUGAAAUAAAUAAUAAUAUGAAUCUAAUGGAUGAGCAGCACAACAAUAAUAAUAUAAAUAAUAAUAUAAAUAAUAAUAAUAAUAAUAAUAAUAAUAAUAAUAAUAUAAAUAAUAAUAAUAGUAAUGGCGUAGGAGGUGCAGAUGAACAUAAUAAUUAUUCAUAUAAUAAUAUUAGUUCUCAUAAUAAUCAAAACAUUUCACAUAAUUUUACAAAUAACAGUAGUAAAGAUUUAGGAUAUAAUCAUAAUCAAAAUAUAUUUAAUUUAAGUCAUAAAGAUAAUAUACAUAAUAUAAAACAAAACGAAUUUUAUCAUGUAAAUUUUAAUCCUUUAAUUACAUUUUCUUUUAAUUUAUAUGAAUUAAAGAAAGAACACGAUUUUGCAGCUGCAUAUAUAGCUCAAUAUAAACUCAAAAAAAAAAAAAAAAAAAAAAGACAACUCAACAUAAAUUUUUCCGUAUUAAACAAAAAAAUUUGCUAA
Molecule: messenger RNA, 2199 nt
Organism: Plasmodium reichenowi
Lineage: Eukaryota; Apicomplexa; Aconoidasida; Haemosporida; Plasmodiidae
Exons: 1
Coding region: 1-2199 (732 amino acids)
Biological process (GO): protein monoubiquitination; DNA damage tolerance
Molecular function (GO): ubiquitin protein ligase activity; single-stranded DNA binding; zinc ion binding
Source: RefSeq, a predicted model, not a curated record